UACCGCGCACGCUCCCGUUUCCAGAGUUUACUGUGGUGAAAUGUGUGUGUGAAUUAUGGCAGCACCAGCGACUGACACGGCAGCAAAGCCUUCAUCUGGACGGUGGAUCUGGAAUGACGAAGCACAAGAGCUGGAGUUCAUCAGUUCAGAGGCCAAAGUAGAGGUGAAGGAGGUGAAAAAAACCAAAACAUCCACUUAUCAGGAGCAUUUCAGAAAGCAUCUGGAGAAAUGGCAAAGCAACACAGCAAGAUCUGAGCAACUGGAGGCUUUCAAGACCUCAAUAACACGCUCACAGAAGUCGUGUGUCACAAUUCAGGACAUUAAAUUGGCUGCAGUGUGUCUGCUGCAGGAUAAUGAUGGGUUGCCCAUACCGCUCACUUUCCUGAAGCUGAUCAAGAGCAAAGAGCUGGAUGGGUUUCUGGCCAGUCUUCUCUUCUACUUCUCUUGCUUUUUUGAGAAGAAAGUUCUGGAGGAGAGAACAAAGUCUCUGACGGUGAACAUGAUUCUGCAGAGAGAGGAGAGUGUGAGCGAGCAGCAGGUGAGCGCAGAGCUGCAGGUGAAACUGGAUCAAGCUCAGAAGACGCUGGCUUUCUACUACGCCACACUGCUGCUGGAUGAAGAUCUGGCUCUACAGCCAAACACCGCUCGCCACGGGAUCAAGGUGUCGUCCCCUUACUGUGACAUACAGUUAUAUGAGUGUCUCUUCAGUUUCUGUGGUUAUGCAGUGUGGGUGACUUUAGAGAGGCGGGACCUAAAAGCCAUCCAGCUGGAGAUUGGACGAUUGUUCCGCUCAAACACGUUUAACCCCGCCCUCAGGAUUCUAGACCAAUCAGAAGACAGAUCACAGGAGGAGGGUCAGUCUGAGCUUGAGGAACAAACUCAAGGCAGCAACAGGCGCCCGGCCCUGAAGCUCGUCCUGCGCCAGCGUUCGCCUCUGAUGGCCAGUUAUCUGCCCAUGCUGCCAGAAGAUUCACAACAGCUGUUUAAGAGGUUCAGAUGUCUGAAGAAGCCCUCGACUGAACAUGUGAAUCAACUCAUACAGCAGAUCAACAAUCUCAGUUUGGGGAUUCUCGGAAAGCCACUGAAUCAGUUCAGUUCGCGGACGCUGAAGCCUCACAAUGAAGAGGAGCUGGAGGAUGAUGAAGAUGCAGACGUGAUGAAGGUGGAGUCUCGUCUCCACAUCAGGAGCUCCAACCAGCAGCACUGCAGCCGAGUGGAGAUUUUCUCCAGAGCCACGACUGAAGCCCCGGACUCUGACACACUAUAACACACACUACAACACACACUGCAACACACACUACAACACACACUAUAACACACAAUAACAAACACU
Molecule: messenger RNA, 1333 nt
Organism: Danio rerio (zebrafish)
Lineage: Eukaryota; Metazoa; Chordata; Actinopteri; Cypriniformes; Danionidae
Source: RefSeq, a predicted model, not a curated record